This is a messenger RNA of Empidonax traillii (willow flycatcher), 1477 nucleotides long. Its product is annotated as olfactory receptor 5B21. Gene Ontology annotation, biological process: G protein-coupled receptor signaling pathway. Gene Ontology annotation, cellular component: membrane. Gene Ontology annotation, molecular function: olfactory receptor activity; G protein-coupled receptor activity. The record is from RefSeq and is a predicted model, not a curated record. NCBI's taxonomy places the organism in Eukaryota, Metazoa, Chordata, Aves, Passeriformes, Tyrannidae.
AUUCUCCCACUCCUGCCUUUGCCUCCUGUGACUCAGACAGUGUGGAUGGAGCCCUUGCUGGUGAAGACCAAGAAAAGAAUAUGGCAAAAUUUGUGACAGCAUCUGCUAGAAGAACUUGAUUUUUAGUUUGCUUGCACAGACUGGAGAUGUUAGAAAGCACCCUUGUGCCAGAGAAGAAACAUGGAUAUCAGUUCAGUUGCAGGUACUCUUCUUAGUACAUAGAGUAAUAAUUAAUGUGAUUCUGAGUAUGCGAGAAGUCGUUUUAUAAAAAUCACAUGACAGGUCUGGUGAUGCAAAGCCUUUUUUACUCUUUGCUUCUCUAGUCUGUGAAGAAAUUUUCAUUUUUUUUCAUAAGUAUUGAGGUCUUCAUUGCUGGUAGCACUUCCUGAUUUAACACUAGAACAAAAGUCAUGGCAAAUAAAGAGUGGAAAAAUGGAACAGUUGUUACCGAGUUCAUCCUCCUAGAUUUUGGGAAUGGCCCUCAACUGGAUUGUCUUCUCUUCCUGAUGUUUCUGUCUAUCUACUUUGUGACCGUAACUGGGAACACCUGCAUCGCUGUGCUGGUGGUGGUUAAUCAGCACCUCCACACCCAAAUGUACUUCUUCCUGGGCAAUUUGGCCUGCUUGGAAAUCUGCUACAGCUCCAGUCUCUUGCCAAGGAUGGUGCUCGGCUAUGCAGAUAGAGACAGGCGCAUUUCAGUCAGGGGGUGUUUCACACAGUUCUAUUUCUUUGGCUGCUUGGCAGCUGCAGAGUGUUACCUGCUGGCCAUGAUGUCCUAUGACUGGUACCUCGCGGUGUGUGAGCCCCUGCACUACCCAUCCCGCAUGGACACUAAGCUCUGCCUCUGGUUGGGCGCUGCAUCCUGGGUCAGUGGCUUUCUGUCCAAUUCCAUACUAAUGUUCGUGAUCUCGAAUUUGGAUUUCUGUGGGCCAAAUGAAAUCGACCAUUUUUUCUGCCACUCCUUGCCAGUGAUGAAACUCUCUUGCAGUGACAUAUGGGUGGCAGGAUUUGUCACUUCUGUAGUGGUAGGUGUAUGCUUGCUGCCUCCAUUCCUGUUGACCUUCUCAUCCUAUCUCUACAUCUUUGUCACAAUUGUGAGAAUUCCUUCUGCCACUGGAAGGAAAAAGGCCUUUUUCACUUGCUCCUCACAUCUUACUGUGGUGAUUCUUUUUUACUGGUCAGUAUUAGCUGUCUACGUACUCCCUUAUCAUGAUACCCACAUAUUGCCAAACAAAGUCUUCUCUGCUUUUUACACCAUUCUCAUUCCCUUGGUCAACCCUCUCAUCUACAGUCUGAGAAACAAAGAAAUAAAGAAAGCUCUACAGAAGCAUAGGAGAAAAUUGUUUGCUUUCUGAGGGCUGCUUUCUGUGACAAAAAAUAAGGGGUAAUGGCCCUUAAUGAGUUACAGACACAAUUACAUUGCAUGUGAAUGUAGUUAGUUUGAAUAAAGCUCAGAAAUAUAUAGCUGUAUCUCUUA